AUGACUUCCCGCCAGAACAUCAGCUCCGGCUCUGCCUUUGAAGAGCAAAUCGGAUACUCACGAGCUGUCGUGACCGGAGAUUGGGUCUUCGUCAGUGGUACUACCGGCUAUGACUAUGGAACCGGGCAAAUCUCAUCCGACGUUGCUGAGCAGGCUGACCAAACCAUGAAGAACAUCGCAUCUGCUCUUGAGUCGGCUGGUGCUUCGGUAUCGGAUGUCGUUCGAGUCAAAUACAUUUUGCCUGAUCGAGAUGACUUUCCCAAGACUUGGUCAGUCUUGAAGAAGUGGUUUGGAGAGGUUCGUCCUGCUGCUACUAUGGUGCAGUCUGGCUUGAUGAAGGAUGAGAUGAAGAUUGAGAUUGAAGUUACCGCUAGCAUAGGAUGUGGUAAGAAGGCCGAACGGGUUUUUAGUUUGUAA
This is a messenger RNA of Fusarium coffeatum, 417 nucleotides long. RefSeq lists its product as uncharacterized. The transcript is spliced from 2 exons. The record is from RefSeq and is a predicted model, not a curated record. Lineage: Eukaryota; Fungi; Ascomycota; Sordariomycetes; Hypocreales; Nectriaceae. The coding region runs from base 1 to 417 and encodes 138 amino acids.